UGGAAAUUUGCUUGAAAAUCAACUGUUUAUUAUCUGCAAGAGAUAUUGUCCUGAACAAACUCAUUUAAGUCGCAGAACAAGGAUUGCUCUCUCGUGCAUGAGAACUACCUACUGGGAAUGUCGCGCUGGCAAAGACUGUCUGGAUAUCUUCAUACAAAACCAACUGGCCCAUUUCGAAGAUUUAAGGGCAGUCAGAAACACUGGUAUGAGUUCGAUGAAUCCACGAUGACCGUGCGAGCCUAUAGAAAUGAGGAUGAAGCGAACACUCCAAACCGCGAGCCUUUACGUGUGAUCACUAUCGUGAAUGCAGCGUUCUUCAUCGAUCCAACAGAAUUCCAUCAGUUUGUUAUCACUUCAGAAGGGAAGGAUAACGUAUUGCAGGCCGAAACAGAGGAAGCCAUGAUGCUUUGGUUGGAUACUCUUCAGACGAGACGCAAUGAAGCCAUCCGGAACGAUCUCGAAACGCUUAUGCAAGGUGAUUCAAUCAAUAUCACUGAACGCCGAAGACAACCCAAAAUAUCUACAACAAAGUUGCCCACCGGUACUCUGCGAAUUUCUGGUGCGGUCUCCUACGAUGUGAAUGAUAUUCAGUUCAAUUCUCCCAUGAAACCAUGGCGGAUUACAAACAUGUUCCAGUUUGGCGGCUCAAACGUAUCCCCAUCCAGGCCGACGACGCCCGUAAGCCCCAUGGAUUCCCCAGUAAAAACCAGUCCAACAUCUCAGGCAGAACCGGAUUCACCAAGCGACACUAGUGGUCAAAUGGUUAACUCAGAGCUUUUAUCUGAGUCAUCCUUGGUGACUGAUAAAGAUGAUAUCUGGGACAGCAAACCACAAACUCUCCUAGUUUCAACAACCAGUCCGAUUCCAGACAAAUUAAGGGGCUACACAAUAAGCUCCCGUUAUCCUGCUGCAAAUUCACGUACCGGUGAACGUGGACGAUCUCGCUCCCCCGCGGGUAAAGUGGAUUCGCAUACAAACGAUCAUUUAUCCCACCAAUCCGAAGAAGACUCAGCAGUAGCAGCAGCUGGAAUUUCCGGUCAUGAACCGAAAUAUCUUGGAAAUGAUUUUACAGAGAUGUAUGACAAGACUGAGCGUUCAGGUAAGCUAUUUCUGAAGAAAAAAACAUCACUUGAUUUUGUUUCUACGACAUUACAAAAAAAUGAGCUCUUUUUCAAUACAGAAAACGCGGAAAUGGAUGGGGUGAGGACAUCCGACUACUGUGGUUCGUUGAAGCGUGGUUCGAAUUCGUCCGACUCCGGGCCAUCAUAUAAAGCUGAAGAUCGGCCACUAGGAUAUCGACAGGCGGCUUUUCUGAUGACCAUAAGGGAUCUCCAAGCACAGUUGGAUGCCAGCUUAGAAAGGGAGUCCUCUUUGCGUCAGAUGUUAGCCAGCAGAGAAGCGGCAAUGGCCGAACUCGAUCACCGGAUAAGUCAGAUAGAGGAUUUGGAAGAAAGAACGGGUGAACUUUCCAUCUCUGGGACUGACCGUUUUGGUCACUCUGCAUCACACUCAGCUGCAGUUUCUGCCACGUCCGAGCUCAGUUACAACAGGACGAACCUUAUGGUUGUACGGCAGCGAAGCAUCAGUCCCAACACUGAUAUUGCUGUCUUUGAUGAUGAUGAUGACGAUGAUGAUGAUGAUGACGAUGAUGAUGAUGAUGACGAUGAUGAUGAUGAUGACGAUGAUGAUGAUGAUGACGAUGAUGAUGAUGAUGACGAUGAUGAUGAUGAUGACGAUGAUGAUGAUGAUGACGAUGAUGAUGAUGAUGAUGAUGAUGGAAUUAAUCAAGGAUUCCAACUCUCUCCAUUCAUUUUUAACUUCGUGAUCGAUGAAAUAAUAAAACGAAUGCUGGAGGGUCUUCAAAACCCCGGUGUUAAAAUAGCCUGUGAAGAAAACCUUGUCGAUCUGGAAUAUGCAAACGACAUCGUUCUCAUGUUCGAAGAGGCGGAGAAGGCUCAAGUAUUCUUGGAUGAACUGACCAAAGUCAUCCCGUCCUUUGCUCAUCAAACCCGUUUCGUUUGUUAUCGUUGUAGAAUGGAAAACGUUACGAAUAGCACGUUGCGCAACAUGGUAAUUGACAUGGAAAAGAAGCAGCGUAUCCUCACGAAGAAGCUCCACUUUUUGGUCAGCGAAGUGCGAGAUUUGUCGGCUGUGCAACACAUGCUUACUGAUCACGGCGCCAAACAAGUUCGUUACACGAAGAAGCUCAACUCAGAUGUGUUGCAGUGGAAGUAUGACUAUGUGAAACUUUUGGAGUCGUGCUUGGGUGCAUUUCGCGUUGACAGCUGUCAUGGCCUAGUUUUCGGAGAUUAUGGUAGAAGCAAGUGCAAAGUCGUACUGACCAAGCUGUUGGAAGAGGCCCGUAGGAAAGAUCCAACUUUACCCCUUUUGAACCGGUCUAAAUCUACGGAGUAUCACGUUGAUAUCUACGGCUUCAAGCAGUCAUACGCGGAUGAGGUUGCAGUUCUACACUAUGUUUGUAGACAUCUCCGUGAAUUUCUUGACAGACAACGGGCUCCGGAGGCCGACCGAAAUAGGGCGUGGACAGAACUGGUCAAAAGUCCAACUAGAGAAUUAUCUAGAAGCGAAUUAAAACACCUUUGCCGGGCUGGAGUCCCCGCAGCAAUGCGUGGGGGUGUUUGGAGAAUGUUAAUCCAUGGGGAGCUGAAAUCGAUCAUGACGGAGAAGGGACCGCACUAUUACAACCGGUUGAUCUCAGAAAUCAGUGAAAGCAAGAUCGCUACAAAAUACCGCAAGCAAAUAUCACUGGACCUGUUGCGCACGAUGCCAAACAAUAUUCAGUUCGACAGUUUGGAAGCUCCAGGAAUCCAGAAGUUACAAGAAAUUCUCCAGGCUUAUAGUAUUCACAACCCGGCUGUCGGUUAUUGUCAAGGAAUGAACUUUCUUGUGGCGAUAGCCCUCCUGUUUCUGAACAAGGAAGAUGCAUUCUGGUGUUUAACCGCAAUUCUGGAACGAUACCUCCCCAAGAAGUACUUUAACUGUGGUCUGAUCAGCGCUCAGGUCGAUCAGCUCGUCCUCAAAGAUUUGUUGGCCAGCAAACUACCUCAGCUUGCUGAACACAUUCAACGAAUGGAAAUUGAUAUCAGCGCAAUAACUUUGAAUUGGUUCCUCGCCAUCUUCUAUGAUUCUGUGCCUUUUGAGGGUCCUCAACCAAAGCCUUUGGCUCAAAAGCCUAACCGCAAGGCAGCCGUGUUUGGCGGGAAAUGCAAUUACAUUGCCAUUUUUACGGAACACUUCUAUAUACCUGUUCCAACCCCCAACCUGGAGGGCCAGGAGACUGUGUUCGUCAGACCUCUAACCAUUGACCAACCUGGUAUGAGAGACUCUACUUUGAUCCGGAUUUGGGACAUAUUUUUGUUGGAGGGAUCCAAAUGUCUUUUCCGAUUCGCACUGGCCCUGCUCAAAAGAAACGAGGAAAUGCUUAUGCAUCAAAGCGACACGAUCAGUUUUUGGAAAUGCCUAAAGUCGGCCUCUCGGUUAACUUACGAUGCGGACAGUCUGGUCAAGGUAGGUAGGAGUCAGUGCAAAAUUUUUUCGCGGCUGUGUCUUGGUCAUCGUAACUGUCUUAGUGUUUGGAUUUUGGGGAUAAAUAAGAGCAGACCCUGGAGCGGGGACAGCAGUCAGAUAAAACAGAUUGGUGAAGCCGCAGCUAGAUAUAACAAAACGCAAUCAGGAUUUCCGGUGACUGCCUACGAAGAACUGAAGCCGUUUUUCAGUAGAAAUACACUGAUGACCCUUCAAAAUCACCACUAUGCAAUUCUGAGCAAGGCGAUGAGCGAGAAGCAACGACUCUGGCAGAGGAUUAUCAUGGAAGUUGGUGAGAGAGAGAUAGAUGAGAUCAAGAUUUUAAUGCGGAGGAAGAACAGUGAUCCAGCUCGCGCAUGCGUUCAGGCGGCUAUUAGCUUCGAAGGUGAUCAAAUCUGGAUCUGUCACGGAGGAACUUUUGACACACGCAUCUCAGCAGUCGAUGUCGAAGAGAGCAAAAUGAUGCAGUUAGAUAUGGAGGCAAGUUUGAUGCCACAUAUAUGUGAUAUUUCGCCGUGCUCGUUGAAAGGCGUGAAUUUUCAUCCGAACUUUGAGGUGAAAAAUACGGUCAGCUCUACUCAAGUCAAAUGGUACUCUGAAUCAAGUUAUUGGCUACGAUAUAUCGGGCAGAUUUUUCUCUCUCUCUCUUAUCAGAUGGACGCGCAUGUGAGUAGCCUCUGCUGCUUAAACGACGAUAUCAUGCUGAUCGGACUGAUGUCUGGCAAGCUGUGUGCCUACUCAAUCAAAACAAAGGAACUGUUGUGGCAACUCCCGGUACAUGACAGCAUCACUGACAUCGUUGUGGCAGCCUGGCCCUACGAGAAUAUGAACAAAACGUUUGCCGGUCUCAGCAACGGAGAACUCGUUGUCAUUGAGAAUGCUGGCGCAACUGAACCGAAGGACUCGACGUUCGUUCUUUGCAUCGGCUUCACGCGCAUCGCCUCGUUGCUACUCGUGGACAACCAGCUCUGGUGUGCCUGCGGAAAUUCUGUUUAUAUAUUUAACGCGGCUACGCUGGAUUACCACAACCAAUUCUGCAUCUCGGAAAACGCCCUAGAUUUGAUCCUCACGAUGAAACUUAGCCGAUACGGGGUGUGGAUUGGCGUGCGCGGAAGUCCAAUUAUCGAACUCUGGGAUGUAAAAACGUUGAAUCGACUGCUUCUUUUCAACACACAUAAAGAUGCGUAUGUCAGCCGAAGAGAGGAUGAUGAAGGAACAUUUGACAUUCACCGAGUGACGGCUCUGCUGCCUCAUGAAGAAUCAGUGUGGGUCGGAACGGGAAAUGGGGAUAUAAUCGUGUUCGAAGUGGCCACUCAGCUCAGUGACACAGAGGCCGCGGUCUGUGGUGCUAUACGACGGAACGCCGACUGUGGAAAUCGAUCGGCUGAAAAUGUUCAGGAGACGGUGUCUGCCGAUGUGUCCUUGAUGGGAAUGGCCUCUGAACAUCGGGUGAAACGAUCUACGAUGGCAAUAUCCAAGCCUAGCGCAGAAAGUGAACCUACAUCACCUACCCAGAAGUCGAUUUGCCCUUUGGUGACAGAUUCUACCAACGCGAAACAACCGAGAUUCCGACAUCAUUCGGGAUCGGUGCUUCGAGUGGACGUAAGACCAACAUUAGGGGCUACGGACGAGGCGAGGGAGAAUACAACUGACACGAACACUGGUCAUGUGCUACCAUUUGUUUAUCGGGGGCGUGUACAGUCCAUUCCAGUUGCACCACUUCGCAAGGCAAACACGAUCCCCGACUUGGCGUUCGUAGAGGGGGGAGGCAACUAUGACAAUUCUCAAGAAAACACUUCGAACCCAGUUUCUGCGCCCAAAGUAAAGUUUCAUGAUAAACUGCAGGAGGAACACGAUGGAGCUCACGAACCCUUAGGGGAAGCAGAACUUGCGGAAAAAAUCGUUGCAGGCGUGCUAGAGAAUGCAGUAGAAUCAAUCAAACCAAGUGAACCUGACCAGGACAGUUACUCUUCAGUGCCGGGGACCAUUGCGAGUACGGAACUGCGAGAACAGGCUGACUGGAAUUUGACUAGCGUCCCCGAUGGACAGGCUGACAACAACGACAAUGGGACACAGCCAGCAAUGUCUCCAAAACUUGACGUGAGCCACUAUGAACUGACGUCUUCAGACACAAAUAUGGGAAGCACGCCAAUGACACCAACACGAAGUAACAGUGAAGCUUCAAGCACUUCUCUGGUUCCGAACACUCCUGACUCCGAUUCGCCGUCACCCAUUAUCCCCAGCGCUCAGCCUAUGUUUUAUCCACUGAGACGUGAAUCACGAAAUCCGGACGCCAUCCGCACACCCGCUCUACACAUCCACUUGCAAGCCGUUCUCAGAAACAAGGUGUCGGAAACUCCGAUCCGAACGUUCCUUACACACAUAAAUAAACUCGGUGAAAGCAUCGUUGUGUCGUGCGCAACCUACUUCUAUGACGAUGAUGCCAUUCUGAAGUGGAGUCGAUGCGAGGGUGAGCGUUCGAUCUGGACAAACAAUCCAAUAUUCUUCUUUGAUCAAGCUAGUCAACAAAUUCAAUUUCCCGCCUACAUGAUGAAUACAUUACGAAUGCGGCGGGAAAGCUUACGACGACGAAUUACCUUACACACUGGGCCAGAGGUCUGAAAGAACUCGUUGGUCUGGUCACUUCUGUCAAACGGGGCCAAAGAUUAACCGAAUAACACAGUAUUCCCCUCAACGUCAGCAUUCACACUAUUGCGACCUAAUUCCGAAGAAGCAUUUCCCUCUUCCUCUUUUGGGGAAAAACACCUCAUCUGUUUGCUCACAAACUAUCGGGUUUUCCGAUCCGAUUGCGAAAUUCUAUUGUCCUGAUAACCCAUCUCCACAGCCUAUGCACACAGGCCACGCUGUCCUCGAGUUUACCAGAUUUCCUGUACAUUGCAG
Messenger RNA from Opisthorchis viverrini, 6447 nucleotides. RefSeq lists its product as hypothetical. Lineage: Eukaryota; Metazoa; Platyhelminthes; Trematoda; Opisthorchiida; Opisthorchiidae. The transcript has 34 exons. Gene Ontology annotation, molecular function: protein binding. The record is from RefSeq and is a predicted model, not a curated record. The coding region runs from base 118 to 6168 and encodes 2016 amino acids.